UUCUUACCAACAAACAAACACAUUAAAACCCAUUUUCUUUUUGUUCAUCUUCAUCUUCAUCUUCAUCUUUCGAAUUUUUCUCUACAGAUCCGAAAAUGAAUGAGAAUCUUCCAAUUCCAGCUUAUUUCAUAAUCACUUUUUUCAUAAGCCGUUUAAAAUCAAGCAUAAACAAAUCCAAGGCAUGGACAGCCUUAAACCACCAACCAAACACCCUCCGACACGAUCCCGAAGCUUUAACCUUAGCCUCCUCGGAUUACGGCAACAUGGUUAAAGAAAUCCCUGCUGCAGUUCUCGAACCAUCCUCAAUAAACGGCGUCGUUCACCUAAUCUCUUAUGCUUACAACAAUUCCGCUCCGUUUCAAAUAGCCGCAAGAGGACAAGGACAUUCCGUACGAGGUCAAGCAAUGGCCAAAAACGGCGUCGUUAUCGACAUGUCGGCGCUUCGCCGGAAUCGGAAAACCCCCGGAAUCGUUGUCUCCCGCCGUUGGACUACGGGGGAAUUUUACGCUGAUGUUGGCGGGGAACAGCUGUGGAUUGACGUGUUGAAUGCCACGUUGGCGUAUGGGGUCACGCCAGUUUCGUGGACGGAUUAUUUGUAUAUCACGGUCGGGGGGACGUUAUCAAAUGGAGGGAUCAGCGGGCAGAGUUUCCGGUACGGUCCGCAGGUCAGCAAUGUGGUGGAGAUGGAUGUCGUUACUGGGAAAGGGAAUAUGGUGACUUGCUCUCCCAAAAGGAAUUCUGAGCUUUUCCAUGCGGUUCUUGGAGGGUUGGGUCAAUUUGGAAUUAUUGCUCGGGCAAGAAUCGCUUUGGAACCGGCUCCAACUAGGGUUAAAUGGGUACGAAUGCUGUAUAGUAACUUUUCCGCAUUCACAAAAGACCAAGAGCGAUUGAUCUCAUUGAAUGGAAGGAAACAAACGAAUGCACUUAAUUAUUUGGAGGGUUUGGUUCUGCUGCAUCAUGGCUCACCGGAUAGUUGGCGCUCCUCAUUCUUUCCACCGUCCGAUCAUCCCAGAAUAAUCUCCCUGGCCAAUCAAAACUCUGUCAUUUAUUGCCUUGAAGUUGUUAAAUAUUAUGAUGAUCAUACUCAAUCUACGAUAGAUAAGGAGCUUGAAGUAUUACUAGAAGGCUUAGAUUAUGAGAGCGGGUUCAAGUUUGAGAAAGAUGUGACAUAUGUUGAAUUUCUAAAUAGGGUUAGGAAUGGAGAAUUGAAGCUUAAAUCUAAGGGGUUAUGGGAUGUUCCUCAUCCAUGGUUGAAUCUAUUUGUACCAAGAUCUCGUAUCUUGGAUUUCGAAUCGGGUGUUUUCAAGGACAUAGUAUUAAGACGAAACGUAACAAGAGGACCUAUCUUGAUAUAUCCAAUGAAUCGAUCCAAAUGGGACGAUAGAAACUCAACAGUAAUACCAGAUGAAGAAGUGUUCUACACGAUAGGGUUUUUGCAUUCAAGUGGGUUUGAUGAUUGGAAAAAGUUUGAAGAACAAAACCAAGAGAUAUUGGAAUAUUGCGGGAAAUCAGGCAUUGAAAUCAAACAAUAUCUUCCACAUUACAAAACACAGACACAAUGGAUCCAACAUUUUGGUUCCAAAUGGACAACUUUCCGAGAUAACAAAUUCAAGUUUGACCCUAAACAUAUUCUCUCUCCAGGACAAAACAUUUUCAAUUCCUGAAUUUUAUUUUUUAUUUUUCAUUUUUCAUUUUUCCUCGCAGUGUAAGCAAAUAUAUAUAUAUAUAGCUACGCAAAAAAGAAAAAAAAUAUUGUUGGGGUUAAAUUAUAUAAUAUAUUUUCAGCAUUAUUGUAUCUAAUUCAACCCUAAAUUAUAAAAGGAGUCAUGGCAAAUAUAGCAAUCUAA
This is a messenger RNA of Benincasa hispida (wax gourd), 1847 nucleotides long. RefSeq names its product cytokinin dehydrogenase 3-like. NCBI's taxonomy places the organism in Eukaryota, Viridiplantae, Streptophyta, Magnoliopsida, Cucurbitales, Cucurbitaceae. Gene Ontology annotation, molecular function: cytokinin dehydrogenase activity; FAD binding. Gene Ontology annotation, biological process: cytokinin metabolic process. The record is from RefSeq and is a predicted model, not a curated record.